Dothidotthia symphoricarpi CBS 119687 is the source of this 627-nucleotide messenger RNA. RefSeq lists its product as uncharacterized. The record is from RefSeq and is a predicted model, not a curated record. Lineage: Eukaryota; Fungi; Ascomycota; Dothideomycetes; Pleosporales; Dothidotthiaceae. Bases 1 to 627 code for a protein of 208 amino acids. The transcript is spliced from 2 exons.
AUGACCAUGCAGCUCGAACCAAUACCUAUGGAGAUCGAUUGUGUUGAACCCCCUUCUCCUGGGAGUGAUGAAAGCCAAAUCUCGUUUACCAACGACUAUGAGAGCCUACCAUCGAGUGGUCCACCCAAGCAUGCCCAUAUCAUCGACCUCGCCGGCUACGACGAGUGCGCCGAACUGGGAGGUACGAUCAGUCUCCAAGAUGCUAUUGUCACAACGCUCUUCAAUGUCUCACCAGAGACACUGUGUUCUUUCCUCAGCCCGACGGUUCACACUUUCAAAGCCAUCUUCAAAGGCAACAAACAGCUGGUCAUCUGGCGAAAGGGUCUCGAGGUCUUUAUUGGCUUGUUCGAGCAUCACCAGUCUCUCAAAGUAUAUGGCUUCGAACACAUCGCAGGCCUACUGAUCGGAUAUGACGGCUCCUGGCACCUGAAGGUCACGGCCGGCGACGCCUACUCGAACCCCAAGUGGCCGGAUGUAUGGGCAGGCAAGUUCGAGAGCUAUGGAGGCAUUUCGAAGAUGGUUGUCGAGCUUGACGAGGUGGGUAUGGAGAGGCGUGCUUCGGUCAUGGGAGAGUCGAUACUCAGGGGCCGGUAUUGGGGCUGCAAGAAGGAUAUCAAAUCGACUUGA